Hemiscyllium ocellatum (epaulette shark) is the source of this 1877-nucleotide messenger RNA. It is a transcript of the gene mcee, whose product is annotated as methylmalonyl CoA epimerase. Gene Ontology annotation, molecular function: methylmalonyl-CoA epimerase activity. The record is from RefSeq and is a predicted model, not a curated record. Gene Ontology annotation, cellular component: mitochondrion. Bases 73 to 546 code for a protein of 157 amino acids. Gene Ontology annotation, biological process: L-methylmalonyl-CoA metabolic process. The transcript has a single exon. Lineage: Eukaryota; Metazoa; Chordata; Chondrichthyes; Orectolobiformes; Hemiscylliidae.
GUGGGAUCUCGGGCCGACUAACAAUGCCCCGGAUGAAGUGUCAAUAAAGUUGACUUUGACAGCGGCAGCAAGAUGGCGGCCUCCAUGUUGAAGGUUGCCAUGGGGAGCCGGGCCUUCAGCUCGGGCAUCGGGGAUGCUCUCUGGAAGCUAGGCCGUCUCAACCAUGUAGCGAUCGCGGUGCCGGGGGUGGAGAAGGCCCGCUGCUUUUACCGGGAUGUUUUAGGGGCCCAGGUGAGCGAGCCGGUGCCCUUGGCCGAGCACGGGGUCGUCACCGUUUUUGUGGAGCUGGGCAACACCAAGCUGGAGCUGCUGGAGCCGCUGGGCCCUGACAGCCCGAUCCGCGGCUUCUUGACUAAACACCGAGACGGCGGCCUGCACCACAUCUGCAUCGAGGUGGAUGGACUGUCUGCCGCCAUCCAGCGGCUCCGGGAGCUCCAUAUCCGCACCCUGAGUCCCGAGGCUCGGAUCGGAGCCCACGGCAAACCCGUCAUCUUCCUCCAUCCCAAAGACUGCGGCGGGGUCCUGGUGGAGCUGGAGGAGGCCUGAGGAGGACUGGUCUGGCAGUGAAAUAAAACCCUUUCCCCCUCCUUAGCCCAACCUCGGGACGACCUGAAACUGACCCAUCCUCGGGCUGAGGGCUGUGACCUUCUCUGUAAAGGCCACUGAGCAGCAGACAUCAACCGCGAGCGAUUUGUUCGGAUAAAUGAGACUAAUGAGGGACUUCGCCUGCGUCUUGUUUCUAAACUGCCUUCGACUAAAAACCGAAAUUAGUGACGGCCAGCCCCCGCUCGCCAAACCUCUAAAGGAUCAGAAGUUAAUGGUGCUGAGUGAAAGAAGGGGAGGAGGAUUGAGAUAUUUACUCCAUGUCCCCUGCUCACUUCCUUGUCCUUGGCCUCUACACUUAAACUUCAGAUACUAUUAAUUCCUUUCGGCAUUAUUGAAGGCUAGGGAUGGGUGAUAUUUGUGGCUAAGUUGAUUUAUUGUGUUCAGUUUCCCAUUCUUCUUCCUUGAGACGAUUUAAAUGUUAAAUCGACAUUCUAAAGUAACUUUAGGAUACUCCUCCCUAGAUACUUAUUUGUGAGGCUAAAUCAUGAUCUUGCUCUGCUGCCAGAUCACAAAUUCAAGUGAAAACAGCCCUUUGCCACAGUUUUGCUUAUUCAAGGUUUCAGCUCAGUUAGAAGUGAUUUUUGCCUCUGUGUCAAAGGCUUUUGUGUUCAAGCUUUGCACCAAGUCAUAAGCACAUAAUUAAGCCUGGGAGCUUCAGUGCAGUACUGGGGACUGCUGCUGCCUUUCAGGUAAACCAAGGUGGUUAUCUAUUUCAACAAUUGGAGGUAAAAUCAUCUUCUACUGUAGUGAGUUCUCAUAGAUGUACUGAGGCCAAUAUUUACCCAGCAACUGGCAACACUACAGCAGAUUAGGUGGUCAUUAUCUAGUUUUUGUUUUAGACAUCAGGCUGCAUACAGAUUUGGUGCUACAUGUCAUACAUUGCACCAGCAACUUCAAAAUAUAUAGCUGUGAUAUACUUUGGGAGGCCAUGAAUUCUCAAGCACUAUAGAAAUGCAGAAUGGCAGCCCAUCAUCUUCCCAUUUAAUUGAUUAUUAAAUGUAGCUGGUGUUCUGAACUCAGUGAUGCUCUGUCCUAUUCUAGCUCCAGCUGUCUGCUUGAUUUUACUUCCCAAGUCUCUCUAAUUUGGAGUAAGUGAAUCCCACCAGGAAUGUCUACCUGCAGCCUAAUCAGUGAUCGGUAUCAACAUAUUCUGUUCGUUUUGUUCUUCAUCUUUAAUUGUAAAUGUUUUUCCUCAAAUAUUCUCAAACGUUUUCCAAGUACUAAUGGGUCGUAAUGUUAAUUCCUGGUAAAAUUAACGUGAUUUUGUUGGA